Sphenostylis stenocarpa is the source of this 1224-nucleotide messenger RNA. Lineage: Eukaryota; Viridiplantae; Streptophyta; Magnoliopsida; Fabales; Fabaceae. The record is from the annotation of a GenBank genome assembly.
AUGGAGGAAGCCAAAGAGUCUCUCACUUCCAUCAACGGCGAUUUCGGCUUUGGCGGAGCCACCGAUCGCCGAUUCGCCUUUUCCCGCCAAUCCUCUUUCCAACAACCUCACACGCCGAUAGACAUUCCUGCACACGGCCUCCACCACCACCUCUACUGGUCCGCGCGUGACGAUAAACCCUCAGCCUCGCUCCGCAGAUCAUCACUCUCCUCCUUCGUUUUCUCCGUCUUCCGCAACGUUAGGUCUGGCAACAGGUAUAUGAAGAGGCUCUUCCUGAUGAUAUCGUUCAAUGUCGCGUACUCCACCGCCGAAUUGCUCAUUGGCAUCUUCACCGGCCGCGUAGGUUUGGUGUCUGAUGCGGUUCACUUGACUUUUGGAUGUGGUCUUCUUACAUUUUCGUUAUUUGUUAUGGCUGCGUCUAGGAAGAAAGCAGAUCGAGAGUAUACUUAUGGUUAUGCCAUUUAUCAAAUUGUAGAAUUUGUAAGGUAUAAAAGGCUAGAAGUCUUGUCUGCAUUUACAAAUGCCAAUGAUGGUCUGAUUCCUUUGAGGUUUUUGACAAGACAGCUGUUUCUUUUGUUUAUGGCAUUCUCCCUAGCAGUUGAGGCACUUCAUGCAUUCAUACAAGAUGAAUCAGAGCACAAGAGGGUUAAAGAGUUUAUUGAUGGCUUUGAUGGGGCUGUAAACAGUUCUGUCUGGCAUUACUUGAUUGUUUCUGCAGUGACCAAUUUAUUUGUGAAUCUCGUUGGUGUAUGGUUCUUCAGACACUAUGCUCGGAUUAAUCUUGCUUACAGAAAUGCAGAAGAUAUGAAUCACCACUCUGUUUUCCUGCAUGUUCUUGCAGAUUCCAUCCGCAGGUCUGAUAUUGGCAUCCUGGUUAUUGUCAAUCAGAAUGCAGAAGUCUUGUGUUUAGGACUUGUUUCUGUUGCAGUUUUUAUGCUUGUUCUGCCUCUCUUUAGGGCAACUAGUGGUAUAUUGCUCCAAAUGGCACCUCCUAGCAUCCCAACUACUGCUUUGAGCAAAUGCUUGAGACAGAUUUCUGCUCGGGAAGAUGUAAUGGAAGUCUCCCAGGCUCGUUUUUGGGAAUUAGUGCCUGGUCAUGUGGUUGGUUCACUUAUAGUACAGGUAAAACAAGGGACAAACGAUCGGCCAAUACUAGAAUUUGUGCAUGGUCUAUACCAUGAUUUGGGUGUACAGGACCUCACGGUGCAGACCGAUGAUGCAUGA